This is a messenger RNA of Pseudo-nitzschia multistriata, 3379 nucleotides long. The record is from the annotation of a GenBank genome assembly. Lineage: Eukaryota; Bacillariophyta; Bacillariophyceae; Bacillariales; Bacillariaceae.
CGGAUGCAAGCAAACCCGUGACCACGGAAACCGGUUCGAUAGAUAGAUUCUGUUCGACACUACCGUACGGUACAGUACAGUAGAUUAGAAACGAUCCCGGAAACGGAAUUCGUGUCACAAGAAGCAGGUAUUUUGUGCUGUGAUUUGUCGACACAAAACACAUCAUGCUUCGAGCAAUCCGCGAAACGCCGUAACGGUCGAUCUGAGAACAGCCAUGGCAAAGGCAAGGAAAAAGAAGAAAGCCGCGAACUUCCACCAAAGCAACGGCAACAACGCCAACCACAACCGCAGCAAUGGCCCGCCGGAAGCCACACCCCCGUCGGUUCCCCCUUGCCGCCAAACGAAGGACGCCGGCACUGGCACUGGGAAAAGCGGAAGCGGCGGAAACACACCCCGGUGCUCGCUCUGCGGUCGGAGCACGAGCGACCGGGGCUUCUUUUCCAAGCGCCAGCUCAAGCGGGCGGCGGCGGGGGAAGCCGGCGUCCGGUGCACCGGGUGCAUAGAAAAAGGCGGCAACGGUUGCGCUGGCAAAAGGGCCGGGCGGAUGGAAACCCGGCCGGAAACCCACCCUCCGGCCGCGCUCCAACCAGCGGCGGCCCCCACGACCCACGCAAGACCCGCAGCGGGGGGGACGGGAGACGAUCCCCCCGAGCGAGUCCCAGAGAAAUCGCGACCAAACGAAGAAACCAUUCUCCCACCAAACGAUGACGACAUUUCGGUGUCGUCGUCGUCGUCGUCGUCUUCCUCGAGCAGCAGCAGCAGCAGCUCGUCGUCUUCGUCGGCGUCGUCAUCCUCGUCGUCAAAAGCCACGUCUUUGCCACCUACUUUUUCUUCUAAUACCAAAUCCAUCUCUAUUCCGAGGCAAGUGGUUGAGACAAACGCAACCCGACCAGUAGCCUCUCCCGCCAACGGGCUAGGAGAUUCGCGAGGACAGCGUUCCGAUUCCUCUUCGUCGUCGUCUUCGAGCUCAUCCUCGUCGAGCUCAUCCAGCUCGUCGAGCUCAUCCAGCUCGUCGAGCUCAUCCUCGUCGAAAUCAUCCAGCUCGUCGAGCUCAUCCAGCUCGUCGUCAUCCAGCUCAUCCCCAAACGGGCCCAACACCACAAGCAGCGAUUCAAGGAAACACCCAACAAAACCGCCUUUGCACAUCGAGGUGCCUGCGAACACUGCGGAACGAAAACAACACCCGGGGAACAAUGCGGCGCCACCAAAUCCAGAAAUCGAGGAUGGGGCCGCACCGAUCGACGACCGCCCCGCCUCGAAUGCUCCUGCGGCUGCGGCUGCAACAACCGUUGCCACCCCAGAAAAUGCUUCCACGACAAACCAGCAAAGGAAAAAACGAUCGGCGAGAACCACCCUUUACGACGACGACGAUAGUGAUGUGUACGAGGAGGGCAAAAGCAGCGACGACCAACACCACCAAAAGAAAAGAAACAGGGGGAAAAACAUCGGCACCGAGCGCGAUUCCGGUGUCAGCCUGAACGCCAUGAAGCACUCGAUCUUGGGGAGGAAACUCGAAACCGGACUCGAGGGAUCCCUCGGAGACGAGCUCGACUACCUCGACCGCAACCCCGGCAGCGGCGCUGCCGCGGACGGCGAAACGCAAAAGGCUCUGCACGGCGACCUCUUGUGCCCGAUCUGCCACGAGGUCCUGCUGGAGCCCCUGUCCCUCUCCUGCGGGCACAGCUUUUGCAGGGACUGCCUCUCGUGGUGGGCAACCUCGUCGACGACGUCGUCGUCGUCCCGAGCCGGGUCCCAGCAUCCGACCCAGAACCCACACCCAAACGCACCCAAAUGCCCCACCUGCCGGACCCCGAUCACGAACCAGGGAGGGGUCUCGGCCCUCAGGGUCAACACCUGCCUGAGGGCCUGCACGUCGGCCCUCUUUGCAAGCGAGCUCGGGGCGCGGCUGGCCGUCCGGGCCAGGGCCGUGUCCGGGGAGCGCGGGGGGAGCCACUCCCGCGGCUACGAGGCCGUCGUUCCCCUCGCGGCGUCCCCGACCGAGGCCCUUUCGCCCGGGCCGGGCCACCGCAGGGACGCCAGCGAAAUCUCGGUCCGGCGGUCCGUCGUGGUGGAUGCCGACGACCGGCGCAUGCGGCUGGCCCUGGCGCUGUACGGGCCGAUCGAGGGGCUCGGCGAGACCGGGGAACAAGGUCCAAGCACCACCACCAACAACACUGCGAGAGGGGUGUCUCUCUCGCUCUGCCUCCUGCAGCUGGAGGAGGACGAGGCGGAGGAGGGGAUUCCCUGCUCGGUGCACCCCGGCACCGACGCGGAGGGAUUCGUCACCGAGGCGACCCGGUUCUCGUCCAUGGUCGAUCUCUCCCGGCCGGCCCCCGGCGACCCCUGCGGGAGCAGCGGGCCAUCGGUUCCCCUCGGCCGGCGGCAGCUCCGGCAAGACGGCACCGUGGCCUUUUCGUUUCCGGUGGCAGAACGCGGUGCCCCCACGGUGGUGGCCUUCUGCCACGAGGAGACGGGCCUCCGCCUCGUCCUGUCCCUCACCCGCGAGGCCAUCCGGAGGCUGCCGGGGGCGGCCGGUGCCUCUGCGGAGCGGGCCUCCACUCGCCUUCUCGGCACCGGUUCGGAUGGGGAAGGCGACGACGAGCGCAGCAAGGACGGAGACGACUCGUCGGCCGACAACGAGCUGGUGUACGGCGUCAGGGCGAGCGAUACGGGCGAGUACGAGGACGACGGCUUUGUCGUGCUGGACGGCGAUUCCGACAACGAUGCCGAAAACGAUUCCGACGGCGAUGCCGACGACUGCUGCCACGUGUGCAACGACGGGGGCGAGCUCCUGAUCUGCGACGGCGGCCCCCACGCCGAGGGGUGCGGCAGGGCCUUUCACCUGGCCUGCGCCGGGCUCGCGGUGGUCCCCGGGGGGGACUGGGUCUGCUCGGACUGCGCGAGGCGCCUGGGCCACGCCCCGGCCGGCCGGAGGGGCCACGAAUUCCCCGCUUGCCCGCCGGGUCCGGCUCCCGGGGCAGACCAAUCCGGGGCCCGGAGCCGAAGCGGUGGCGAGCCAACCGGAACCGACCGCCGGGCAGCAAGGAAGCAAAAGCGCAAACGGCCAGGGGCUCCCCCGAAGCCAACCCGGGAUCGUUCGAGAGACGGCGGCAGCAACAAUGACAGCGACAGCGACAGCGAGUUCGAGAUGGUCGGGGAAGACGACCGUGACCGCGGGGGAAAAGGUGGCCGAGCCUCCCCCGGUGGUGCCCGCCGCCUCCCCAAGCGGAGGAUGGUCCUCGCCGACAGCAGCAGCGACGAGGAAGAAAUGUGAUCCGCGGUGCCUACCUCUUCGAACCCACCCCAAGCGGACGGAGCUGCGCGGUGGUGCCAGAACGGUCGCCAUGGAAGGAGUUUUGCUAAACAAUAGUUACAGAAA